Messenger RNA from Drosophila persimilis, 1756 nucleotides. RefSeq names its product UDP-glucuronosyltransferase 2C1 (gene Ugt49B1). Lineage: Eukaryota; Metazoa; Arthropoda; Insecta; Diptera; Drosophilidae. Gene Ontology annotation, molecular function: UDP-glycosyltransferase activity. The record is from RefSeq and is a predicted model, not a curated record. The transcript is spliced from 4 exons. Bases 70 to 1653 code for a protein of 527 amino acids.
AGAAUCGCCGAGUGAAUCGGUUGUGAAUUGUUGAUAGCGCAGCAAAGUGUAGAGACCCGGGAACUCAAAAUGCAACUGAAAUGUAUCCUGCUCCUCACGCUGGUAGCUCUUCAGCAGCUGUACCUGGGCGAGGGGUCCCGCAUCCUGGCGGCCUUCUUCUUUCCCGGAAAAAGCCACUUCAUGAUGACGAACGCCAUUGUUCGGGAGCUGGUGAAACGCGGACACGAAGUCACCUUUAUCACGCCUUUCUCCCUAGAGAAGGAGAACCUGGGACCGAACUACAAGGAGGUGCUGAUUGCGCAGUACGAUUUCUGGCCAGAAAUUAAGGAGAUGACCAAAACCAGUACCAUUUUGGAGAUGACCGAUGUGCCAAACCUGACGUUCGUCAGGCUGUUGACGGUGAUGGGUGCCCACAGCACGGACUUUGCCUUUGACCAGCCGGAGAUACAGGAGAUAGUGAAUGCCGAGGACAAAGUCGGGAAGUACGAUCUGCUGCUGGCGGAGCAGUUCUUUAACGAGGGCGCCCUCAUUCUGGGGCAUCUCUACCAGAUCCCCAUCAUCACCGUCUCGACCUUCGGGUACGCCAACUACCUCAGCCAGCUGGCGGGCAUCGUCUCGCCCUGGUCCUAUGUGCCCCAUGCUUUCAUGCCGUACACGGACCGCAUGACGCUGUGGGAGCGCAUCGGGAAUGUGGCCAUCUCUGGAACCGAAGAUCUCAUCAGGGAGUUCUCCUACUAUCCCAAGCACGAUGCGAUUCUGAGGAAGCACUUCUCUCGACUGCUGGACAGGGUUCCGACCAUCAAGGAACUGGAGCGGAACAUAUCCGCCAUCCUGCUGAACAACUACAUGCCGCUGACCACGACCAGACCCACCUCCUUCAACAUGAUUCCCGUGGGGGGACUGCACAUUCAGCCACCAAAACCGUUGCCCCAGCAUCUGCAGCAGUUCCUCGAUGGGGCCACGGACGGAGUCAUCUACUUCAGUCUGGGUUCCCAGGUUCGCAGUGCCGAUCUCCCGCCCGAGAAGCUAAAGAUCUUCCUCAACGUCUUCGGAAGCCUCAAGCAGCGGGUUCUGUGGAAGUUCGAGGAUGAGUCGCUGCCCAAUCUGCCGGCCAACGUGAAGGUGCAAAACUGGCUGCCGCAGGGGGAUAUCCUAGCACAUCCCAAUGUCAAGGUCUUCAUCGCCCACGGCGGACUCUUCGGCACGCAGGAAGCAGUUUACAACGGGGUCCCGAUGCUGGGAAUGCCCGUCUAUUGCGACCAGCAUCUGAACAUCAACCAAGGCAAACAGGCCGGCUAUGCGCUGGGCCUGGACUAUCGUACUGUCUCCGAGGAUCAGCUGCGAUCCUCGCUCACCGAACUCCUCCAGAAUCCCAAGUAUAGAACCAAAAUGCAACAGGCCUCGCGAAUCUUCAGGGAUCGCCCUCUGAGUGCAAUGGACACUGCCAUGUACUGGAUCGAGUACGUGAUCGAGCAUCGCGGAGCCCCGCAUCUGGUGGCCUCUGGCGUGGAGCUGCCCUGGUACCAGUUCUACCUCCUGGAUAUCGUAGCCCUGGCCCUGGCUAUCGUUCUCCUGCCCAUCGUGGCCCUCUGCUGUCUGUGCCGCAGCUCCAAAUCGAAGAGGGAGUCAAGGAAGAAGGCCAAGCGCAACUAAUUGGAACCAAAACUUGAUUUAUUUUAUUUUUAGAAACAGACGGGAUUACAAUUAUGUUAGAUAUUUCGCAAUUAUUAAAUUAAUAGUAAAUUUUGAAUAAUAA